Vitis riparia (riverbank grape) is the source of this 2658-nucleotide messenger RNA. RefSeq lists its product as uncharacterized. The transcript has 2 exons. Gene Ontology annotation, biological process: positive regulation of growth. Lineage: Eukaryota; Viridiplantae; Streptophyta; Magnoliopsida; Vitales; Vitaceae. The coding region runs from base 538 to 2226 and encodes 562 amino acids. The record is from RefSeq and is a predicted model, not a curated record.
ACGAUGUCGUUUCAUCACUCGAUAGGGCCUCCAUCACUUGGACCUCGGCUGCAUCAAGCACCAUCCUAAUAUUCCACUAGGAUAAACCCAGAAACAACCCGUUUCCCACAUCGGUUUGACCGAUUUCCGCCUCUCAUGCCCUUUUGUCUCUUCCCCCUUGGCCUUCUAUGGUCGGGGCUAUUUGAAGCCGGUGAUGUUGUACAUUAUAACUUAGGCCCUCCACCUCAUUUCCACUGAAACUCACUGUUGUUCCAGCCUGCUGUCGGAUAAGCUCUUCAUCGUUCUUCAAAUCACAACGAUCUACUUUUCUCGUGAUACUCAAGCUCUCUCUCAUUUUGUCAGUAUUUUGUGCACUUUGAUAAUGUGUGAGAGCUGCUUUUGGUUUGUAAUUGCGAGCGAAAAUAGCAAACUUGUAAUUUGGCUGCCCAAUUGCAGAUUCAAUUGUCUAACCGGGGUUCUGUUUAAAAAAUGAUACAGGAACUGUGAGAUGUAUUGAGGUGUUUGGUUGGGUUUUCUUUAUGGUUAUUUUGUAGUAUAAUGAGGGGCGGCAUGGGCACUGAGAAGUGGUUCAGUAGUUUGUGGAGGACUUCACGUAAAAAAGUGGCUGAACCUGACAAGAGAAUCAUAGGAAUUUUGGCAUUUGAAGUUGCAAGUUUGAUGUCUAAGGUGGUUAAUUUGUGGAAUGGUUUGAGUGAUAGAGAACUUGAUAGGUUGAAAGAAGAAAUUUUGAACUCACUUGGGAUCAGAAAGCUUCUAUCUGACGAUGAUAGUUAUCUUAUGGGUCUUGCACUUGCUGAAAUAAUUGAAAAUUUGGAGUUUGUGAUGAGGUCCACAGCUAGGCUUGGGAAGAGGUGCACGAACCCAAGGUUUCAGCAUUUUGAAUGUUAUUUUGAUGACUCAAUUCAGAAUGAUGUUGCAUGGUGUGGGUGGGAGUAUAAAUGGAAGAAGAUGGACAGGAAAGUAAAGAAAAUGGAGAGAUUUGUUGCGGUUACCUCACAACUGUAUCAAGAGGUGGAAGUGUUGGCAGAGCUUGAACAGGCAUUGAGGAGAAUGCAGGGAAAUAUGGAUUUGGAUCGGGUGAAAUUGCUGGAGUUUCAGCAGAAGGUUAUGUUGCAGCGUCAUGAAGUGAGAAAUCUAUGUGAGAUGUCUCCGUGGAGUAGAUCGUAUGAUCACACUGUCCGGCUUCUGGUAAGAUCAGUUUUUACCAUCCUUGAGAGGAUCAAAUAUAUCUUUGGGACUGACCAAAUGGCAAAGGAGGAGGGAAGCGAUGUCUGUGAUCCCAAAAAUACUGAUUUGCUUACUCGCAGUCAUUCAAUUUCAGCUCUAAUGCAACCUUCAAUUCAUCCAUCUGAGCACAACUCAUCAAGGUUUUAUUCAGGACCUCUUGGCAGGUCAGCUUCCAGGUCAUGGCUAGCGUCUGACAAGGAACGGGCAGAUCAUGAUCAGUCACUUGCUCAUUUGGGAAAGCACUCACAUUUGAAAACCAAAAAAUUGACUUCUGUUGGACCUUUCAGAGGAUGCAUGAAUGGUGGAAAUGAUUCUCCUAUCCUACAGAGCUGUACGACGCUAAGCAAUGGCUCUCUGAAGUCGAAUGGUAUUUGUUCAAAAAAUAUUGAUGUAGUGAAAGGUUCCAACACAGAGUCUCUUUUUCACAGCAAGAGAAGUCAUACUAAGGUACCAAUUUUCAAUUCUAAGUGUAGGUUGUCAAAUGCACCUGCAUCUACUCUUGGAGAUGCUGGUUUGGCUCUUCACUAUGCAAAUGUUAUUAUAUCAAUUGAGAAGCUAGCUUCAUCUCCUCACUUGAUUGACCUUGAUACAAGAGAUGACCUCUAUGAUUCAUUACCGACAACUGUGAGAGCCUCUCUAAGGACAAAGCUAAAGUUAUAUGCCAAAAAUUUGGCUUCAACUGUUUAUGAUGCUGCUCUUGCAUCAGAUUGGAGUCUGGCAUUGGCAAGGAUAUUAGAAUGGCUAGCUCCACUUGCUCAUAACAUGAUAAGGUGGCACUCUGAGCGGAGCUUUGAGAAGCAGCAUAUGGUUUGCAAGACCAAUGUGCUUCUGGUGCAGACCCUCUAUUUUGCAAAUCAAACAAAGACAGAAGCUUCUAUUACGGAACUUCUUGUUGGUCUGAACUAUAUGUGGAGGUUUGGAAGAGAACUUGAUGAAAGAGCCUCACUGGAGUCCGUUGGCAGCAAAGCUCAUGCUGAUUAUUUGCUCCCAAGGGUUUAAUAACAUUGCUUGCAAUCUUUGAAUUGUGAUCUAUCACAAAAGAUUUCUUGCUUCCUAUGAUAAAAGAUGAUUGAGAUCAUUGGGUUUGAGUAGUCGGCAACACUUCUGUAAGGCUACUUAUGUUUUGGAUGCAGCUUGGCCAACAGUGCUCCCUGCUCGGCUAUUUGGGCAUUGCUGUUUCUUAUACUUCGGAAUCCUUGUCAUUGAGAGAGCAUUUUCUGAUGCUUAAGGUACUGUAUGGAGCAUCCAAACAGUUAUUUGUUCCUCCUAUUUUGAGUUAAAUUGUUAUGUUGGCAUCCACAAAUUUUAUUUGUAUAAAGAAUGAAUUUAGAACUCACAGCCACAUCCUUGUAAAGAAUAGCAGCUCGCCUUUGUCCUAUUAAUGGUUUAUAUUCAGAAUAUCAAUCCUUUAGCAUACUCGUUGAUUUAUCA